Osmia lignaria (orchard mason bee) is the source of this 1053-nucleotide messenger RNA. RefSeq names its product methyltransferase-like 26. The record is from RefSeq and is a predicted model, not a curated record. NCBI's taxonomy places the organism in Eukaryota, Metazoa, Arthropoda, Insecta, Hymenoptera, Megachilidae.
AAUACAAAAAUCUUACCUAUUACUAAAGAAAUUAGAUGAUUUUAAUAUUCAUUUAAGCUUAAAUAAUUUCAAAACUUUGUUUAAAACAUCUAAAUAUACAUAAUAUGCCCAUAUAAUGUUGAAAAUAUAGGUCAUAAGGCUUGAAAUAAACGUGACAAGUGUGUCGAAGUAAAGCUAACUUCAUGAAUAAAAAUACUUUCUAUGUGAAAACUACAUAAUCUAAUCUUUUAUAAAGUUCUGUUAUGUUUAAGAACAUGUGAAUUAAUCACUUGUUCUUGUUUUAAAUUCUACACAACUUCUACUAAAUGUGCUUAUUACUUUAUUCAUUAAGUGAUGUCUGGACAGAAAUUAAUAUCAAUAUAAUAACUACACAUGAAUACAAUCAUCCAUUGUGCUGCUAAUCAUAGUUCUAGAAUCAUGGCUGCUAAAAAGCUUAUUUACCCAGCAGCCGAUCGCAAUAAGGAACCAAUACUAUCGGUUUUCCGGCAAUAUAUUCAACCCGGUUCGGAUCAAAUAUUUUUGGAAAUUGCAUCUGGUUCUGGACAACACGUAGCUCAUUUUGCUCCCCAUUUUCCUCAUAUUACAUUUUAUCCUUCAGAAUGUGAACUCAGAUUGUUAGAAAGUAUUGCUGUAUAUGCAAACGGAUUUGCAAAUAUAAAACAUCCUUUAAAGAUAGAUAUUACUACAGAUUUUCAUACGUGGAGCAAUGGAAUUUUUAAAAAAUCUAGUAUUGAUUAUAUAUAUAAUGCAAAUAUGAUGCAUAUUUCACCAUAUGAAUGUUCCAUCGGAUUAUUUGAAAAUGCAGGUAAAUUGCUAAAAGACAAUGGUUUUAUGUUUACAUAUGGACCUUAUGCUAUGGAUGGGAAAAUAACACCAGAAAGUAAUGUUAAUUUCAAUAAAUCUUUAAAGUUUCAAGAUCCAAGUUGGGGUCUCAGAGAUAUUAAAGAUUUAACAGAAUUGGCAGACAAAAAUGGUAUCAAACUAAUAAACAUUGUUGACAUGCCUGCUAAUAAUAAAACUAUCAUAUGGAAAAAAAUUAUCUAAUAAAGUUAA